GUUGUCAGAAGAAGACCGUAGGUGGCGGGUGGGGGUGUAAGGCUGGAGCAUACACUUGAUGUAGUCGGGUGCAGGGUUAAUUUAGGGUUAACGCCAACCUGUUCCAUUUUAAUUUACCCCUUUUGAACAUUACACUCCCGCUGACACUGUCCAGAGGUCUUGCUAUACCAUUGCCCCACGAUUUGUAUUGUUAUUGCACAUCUAUGGUGGUUACUAAUACAUGAGGUGUUAAUAGCCUCAUGGCCAAUUAGGUGCUGUGAAACUGUGGACUCAGCCUCCACUAAAUGCCAUGCUAAUGGUCUCAUAACAUGUCAUAGUCAGAAAAUAAAUGCUGAGUAAUGGUUAAAGCUCACCCACUGCAUCACAUACAGGACUCCCUUAUGUACAUGUUAUGCAUGCUUGCCAUGCUUCCUGCCUCAUCAGUAUGGCUUCUGUCUCCUCAAUGUGACAUCCCCUCUUUCUCUCAUUCUCAGUUUCUCUCACUCUUUCAUUCUCUUUCUUUCUCUCAUUUUCAUGUUUUCCUCGAUUCCUUUUCUUGGUCAUUGAGUGAAUACAACAGCCUAGCCAGACGUGAGGCAAUAUGGUGUGUGUGUCCACCUGUGUACCUGGACAGGAGAACAAUUACAAUCCCCUGUGCAACAGGCAUGGAUCAAAAUAAUUGGGUAGUUCUAGGUAAGUCUACAGGAUGGUGGGGUGUGUGUUGGUGUGCAGGCUCAUGUUGAGUAGCGUUACCAUGGUAUCAGUUAGGGUAUAUCUGACUCUGUCCGUUCAAACCCUGUACAGUCGAACACACGCACACAGUCCCUAACUGGACAUCAGACAAACUAACGUCGAUGCUCUGGAUCUACUGGCGGACGCUGUCUCAGUGUCUCAGAGAGAGACGAGGGGAUGAGGGCAGAGAUUUCAAUGAGACUGCCUUAGAUGAAGAGAUUGACAUUUGAUGGAGGGAGGUAGUAGAGAUGGAGGAAGGGAUGACGGAGAGAUGGAAUCAAGGAGAUGGGGAAAGAGAAGGGAUGGAUUGGAGAUGAAGAUGGUGGAGAGGAAUGGUAGGUGAGAAAGAGAGGAUAUUGAAAUAUGCUGUCAAAGCUAUUUUCAUAAGAGGAAAAACUGGGACAUGAUUAAUGGAUCUGGAACGCAGGCAAACACACACACACGCACCCUCACACACACACACCCGCAUGCACCUGGAAACAGAAUGCAGAUAAUGUCCUUGAUGUGUGUAUGAGGCUGCUGUUGGCUGAUUCAGUAGAUGCGGAAUGAGAAAAUACUGACUACCGAAGGUUGUCUGACUCUGUUUGUGAUCUGACAUACACCAAAGGUUACCAGUCACUCUGCAUAUUCUCUCUGGUGUGAAAUUGCAGAGCUAUAAUAUUGUACUUCCAGAUCACUUGAUUACAACCAUACCAACACACACACACACGCACACACACUCACGCACACACACUAACACAUGCCGAGGCUCAGUGUUGUAGGGAAGCAAUUAUUUGCUUGGCCAGUCUGAUCCUGUUCUCAGUCUCAAGGACAGCCAGCCAGCCACCUGAUUACAGCAGAGCAGACAGCCAGACCUGUCUGUAUCUCUUUUGUGGUGCUAACAUGCUGCCUGUGUGUUAUAUUAUUUAUACUGUGUGUUCAUCAUAGUAUACAGGGUGUGUACAGAAGACAGGUCCUGACAUGCCCCGCCCAGCCUCUCCUGGGAUCAACCGAUCAAGCCAGGAAGUGUGGCUGUUCAGCCUGCACAGUAGACACAUGCCCCAUGUGCAUCUUAUUGUGAUGUGUGUAGGAAAUUGAAUAAGAUGGGGAAAGAGUACACAAGAAGAAGGGGAAGUGGAGGUCUCUGUAACCUUCUGGCAUGGGAGGGCAGAAGUGGGAGAGAAUAAGAGGGAGAGGAGGAGAUGGAGAUGUAAGGAAAGAGAGGGAGAUAAGAACAGAGUGGGAGAGCUCCCCCAGAUGGCUGCUAUACUGUGUUUACUUUUAACUGCGUGUAUAUGUCCAUGGACACUUUGUAUCUCAGGUUGUAAGAGAGUUGAAUGAUUGCUUCAGAUCACCACAAUAAAGACCCAUAACGUUAGACAGAUGAAGAACACCCUUUCCAAAUGACGAAUGAUCACAGCCUGGUAUUUAUUGACCAAUCGGCUUUAAGUUUGAUGUCCUCCCCGAGGAGCUGUGUGCAUGUGUGCGUGCGUGUCAGCGCACAUGCUGUCAGUGUCUGUCUCUGCUCAGCAAUAAUCUGCUGCUGAAGCUCUACUCUACUGAAACAAACAGGUAAGGCUGCAUGGUGCAGGAUGUAACAUAAAGCUGGAUGUCAAGUUCGAAAUCCACAACCAUUCAAGGACUUAGGACUUGGUUUUAAUCAGUCCCCAGUCCUCCUACUGCUGUCUCUCCAGUUUAGUCCUCUCCACAAUAUUAUAAUCUGACUACUGUAGACUAGUUCUCUACAGUAGUCAGUAGUUUUUAACAAUAAUUUUCUCUACAAUAAACAUUACAGUAGGCUAGUCCUCUCCAAUGCAGUCUAAUGCUGUUGUUUCCAGUUGUACUUUAUACAUGCUGUAGCCUACACCAUUUUUGCAUAGUGUGUGUGUGCGUGCGUGCACGCGCAAGGAUCAUACAGAGCCUAUAAUGUAGAAGAGGUGGGAGCAUGAGUACCGUUCGAAACUGCUUUGCGUUAUUUGCUCUCACUCUUUCACUCACUAUCACUCACCCAUUUACGCAUACAUACACAAAGGUUCACUCUCACACCCAUCCAUAAACGUUGCCUCUGGUCGCAGUUUUCAGGCGUUCUGUUGCUGAGAGACGAGUAGCUUUACAGUACGAUACGUUAACUGCACGAAGGCUCCCCGCCAUUUCUCCCGUUUAGAAACGGGAAUGUCGAGCAGUAACUCGAGUUCUUCGAGAAAGGAGUUUGAUGUGAAGCAGAUCCUCAGAAUCAGAUGGCGGUGGUUUGGUCACCCUGCGGUCCCUCCGCCUCAUUCCCCACCCUUGGGAGACUUCUUUAAAAGAAAAGGAACGGACAACACCACCGGAGAGAACCCGUCCGUCAGUGGCUGUAACGCAGAUGCCAGCACGUCAAACGUCAGCACUGGGAGAAACGGUCUUACGACCAGUAGUAGCAAUUGUGAGAAUUUAUGUAACGCCAACAACGGAAAGUUGAUGGAAUCUGAAGGGAGUAGCAACGUCCCCGGAGCCGCUUCAGCUGCAACCGAGAGUUCGGUCUGUCCUCGUUCUAUCAGUGCACCGGAGGGUAGGAGCUCGGCGGCGCUGUCGUGGGUCUCCUCGCCGUCAUUAUCACACUCUCGCCCACUACAAAAUACGGAGCCCCCCGGCGAGUGUCAAGUGCGACAGCCGCUAUUGGUGGUUUCUGUUCCGGUAACUGAAGAGGAGACAGGGGCAUCCAGACCUGAGAAUAGGAAGCAUGCCGAAACCGACUCCAGCUCGUGCAGGACGUCCAACAGCAGUGCAACGCUGUCCUCAUGUGUGUCUAUGGAGCUUUGUGUGUGUCCAGAGGAGUGUGUGUUCUCUGCCGCCUCGCAUGCCAACUCAACCUUCUCUAAGAUGGAGACCUACCUCCGCACGCAACAGCUGUGUGACGUCACCCUCGUGGCCAGGGACAGGAGGAUACCUGCACACAGACUGGUGCUCUCCUCGGUGUCAGAUUACUUUGCGGCCAUGUUCACCAGUGAUGUCCGUGAGGCCAAACAGGAGGAGGUGAAGAUGGAGGGGGUGGAUCCUGAUGCCCUCUGGGCCCUGGUGCAGUAUGCCUACACAGGUCGUGUGGAGCUAAGGGAGGACACCAUUGAGUCUCUGCUGUCGGCCUCCUGUCUGCUCCAGCUGUCCUCUGUGGUCCAGGCCUGCUGCUCCUUCCUCACCAAGCAGCUGCACCCCUCCAACUGCCUGGGCAUCUGCUCCUAUGCUGACGCCCAGGGCUGCUCCCAGCUGCAGCAUGCUGCAUAUGCCUACACCAUGGUGCAGUGGAAGACACAGACACAUACCCACCCCACACAUACACACUCCCACACAGAAGGAAAGAAAGCCAUGAAUGAAAACGAACACUUUGUGGAGGUGGUGGCGGGACAGGAGUUCCUCCUCCUUUCCCUUGGAGAAAUGGAGAGACUCCUUUCCUCCGACGACAUGAACGUGCCCGACGAGGAAACCGUGGUGACGGCACUGUUGGGCUGGGUCCGCCAUGACUGCCCCGCCAGACAACAGUAUCUGCCCUCCCUCCUGGCUCACAUUCGCCUGCCCUUAUUGAAACCUCAGUUCCUGGCUGACCUGGAGUCUGUGCUCCUGCUGAGGGACAGUGUGGAGUGCCAGCGUCUGCUGAUGGAGGGGAUGAAGUACCACUUGCUGCCCCAACGACGGCCACUGCUGCAGAGCCCCCGCACACGACCCCGCAAGGCCACCGUUGGUGUGCUGUUUGCCGUGGGGGGCAUGGAUGCUACCAAAGGUGCUACCAGUAUAGAACAGUACUGUCUACGUAGAGACACGUGGAGACAGGUGGCAACCAUGUGUGGGCGGAGACUCCAGUUUGGUGUAGCGGUCCUUGACAACCGUCUCUAUGUGGUGGGGGGGCGUGACGGCCUGAAGACUCUGAACACUGUGGAGUGUUACAACCCCCUCAGCAAGGGCUGGAGCAUCAUGCCUCCCAUGUCCACACACAGACACGGCCUGGGUGUUGCAGUCCUGGAGGGUCCUAUGUAUGCAGUAGGAGGUCAUGAUGGCUGGAGCUACCUCAGUACUGUAGAAAGGUGGGACCCCCAAGCUCGUCAGUGGAGUUUCAUUGCCAGCAUGGCCACGCCCAGAAGCACAGUGGGGGUCGCAGUCCUCAAUGGAAAGUUGUAUGCUGUGGGUGGUCGUGACGGCAGCUCCUGCCUCAGGUCUGUGGAGUGCUUUGACCCUCACACCAACAGGUGGAGCUGCUGUGCACCCAUGGCCAACCGGCGUGGGGGGGUGGGCGUGGCCACCUGGAACGGCUUUUUGUAUGCCAUCGGAGGGCACGAUGCCCCCGCCUCCUCCCUUGCCUCGCGGCUCAGUGAUUGUGUGGAGAGGUACGACCCUCAGACAGAUGCUUGGACGGCAGUAGCCCCCAUGAGCAUCAGUAGGGAUGCAGUGGGUGUGUGUCUCCUUGGUGACCGUCUCUAUGCUGUUGGUGGUUAUGAUGGCCAGGUGUAUCUCAAUGCUGUGGAGGCCUACGACCCUCAGACCAACGAGUGGACGCAGGUGGCGCCAUUGUGUCUAGGCAGGGCUGGAGCUUGUGUUGUGGCAGUCAAACUGUGAACAUGCGCCCGUGUGAACACAUGCCUGAACGCCCUGUUGACAUCAUCCCACUUCUGCCAUCCCCGUCCUUCCUCCAGUGGGUGGACAGUCAUCCCAUACAUUCCUGUAGACCAGGAGAGAGGGAGAGAACAGGAGAGAGGUAGAGGACAGGAAAGAGGGAGAGAACAGGAGAGAGGUAGAGGACA
Messenger RNA from Hypomesus transpacificus, 5456 nucleotides. It is a transcript of the gene klhl5, whose product is annotated as kelch-like family member 5. Gene Ontology annotation, molecular function: protein binding. The coding region runs from base 2863 to 5271 and encodes 802 amino acids. Lineage: Eukaryota; Metazoa; Chordata; Actinopteri; Osmeriformes; Osmeridae. The record is from RefSeq and is a predicted model, not a curated record. The transcript has 12 exons.